Molecule: messenger RNA, 1398 nt
Organism: Neolamprologus brichardi
Lineage: Eukaryota; Metazoa; Chordata; Actinopteri; Cichliformes; Cichlidae
Gene: c6h4orf33
Product: chromosome 6 C4orf33 homolog
Source: RefSeq, a predicted model, not a curated record
GUCUUGUUACUGAUAACAUUAUUCUGUUUGACACAAUUUGAUAACAAACUGCUUAAAGGGUGAAACGCAGAGUAUUUAAAGAAAUUACACGCGCACUCGGAGCACUCUUGUCCUGUAGCCAGUGAAAACAAACAUGGGGGUGACUCGUGGACUGCAGUUUAUAACAUUUAUCCACAUUCUGCUAUGCUGUGAAUCUCUUCCUCGCACGCAAAUGCAGUUUGACAUCGAACACACUUGGGACAGCAACCCUGUGAAUCAUGACCCCCUCAAAAUCACCUUCUCUCCUGGGUUAGGAGGCCUGAAGGUGGAGGUGUCUGGUCCAUUCUUCAAUGACCCGGCUGCUCCUGCAGGGCCCCCAAGCCAGGCCUUCCCUGGACUGUGGAAUUAUGAAGUUGUAGAGACCUUCUUCCUUGAUAGUACUACAGAAAAUUACCUGGAAGUCGAGUUUUGUCCACAUGGACAACACCUGAUAUUACUACUGUCAGGAGCCGGCCAAGCAUUCCUGCAACAGCUUCCCAUGGUAUUUAACACCAAGAUCACUGGAGACAGAUGGACAGGUGAGGCUCUCAUCCCUUGGACAUACUUCCCUCCCAAUGUCAACAAGAUGAACUCCUACGCGAUCCACGGCUCAGGAGAGAAUCGUAUAUAUGAGGCUCUUUAUCCCAUCCCCAAGGGGGAGAUAGCCGAAGGACAAAUGCCUAACUUCCACCGGCUAGAGUAUUUCGAAGAUUUUCGCCUGCAGAGCAUCAUGGGAGAGGGUUGGGUCCAACCACCAUCUGAUCUAUGGCUUGGAAAGCCUUAAGCUUCUCAGAAACACUCCUUCUCUUUGCCUGUUUCACUCUUGCAGACACAUAUCCACAAAAAUCCUCUAAAACAGCAGCAGGGCAAUAGGAUAAACACUCUCUGACAGGGAACAAAGGGCAAUCAAUCUUUAUUAGUUAAUGAUGUCAAACGAUAUGACAUGAAAUAUGUUAUCAGCUUGUCAGAUUGCGUUAGUCUUCACACACAUCUGUGCAAGCACACAAACAUGCACUGCAAGAUAUUGGACGUCGCCACAAAUUGCCUGAGCAGAGCGUGACCUACAACAGUUGUACAGUGGAGGAAAGCGCACAGCUUAAGUGUUUGACUUCAGUGAGAUAAUUCCUUGCAAUUCCUCGUGAUUCUAAACCCUAAAUGUUGAGACGCUGAUAUUAAAAAAAAAAAGAAAAAAAAGAAAAUGUGCAUUCUUUUGGGUUUGUCUUUAUUGUCAUUCCAUUACUAUGAUUAAUGUCCUUUAUAAUAACAUAUUUUUACAUACUGCUGCUGUCCUUUUUCUGUGAUUGAUGUCACUUUAAUUUUAUGUCUGAUGUUUGAUUAUGUUUCAUUCCCAUGUCUGUAUAUUAAAAUAAUUAUCUGACA